Messenger RNA from Epithele typhae, 2616 nucleotides. Its product is annotated as glycoside hydrolase. Gene Ontology annotation, molecular function: beta-mannosidase activity. The coding region runs from base 1 to 2616 and encodes 871 amino acids. Gene Ontology annotation, biological process: glycoprotein catabolic process. The record is from RefSeq and is a predicted model, not a curated record. The transcript is spliced from 15 exons. Lineage: Eukaryota; Fungi; Basidiomycota; Agaricomycetes; Polyporales; Epitheliaceae.
AUGCGGCUCCUUCACCACCCAUGGCUGGCUCUGAUGGGGUUGCUAGUGCCCGCCGCUGUCAAUGCCGACGUUCUCAGCCUUUCGACUCUCGACUGGAGACUCAGCAACAAGAACGGAUCCAUCGUCGUGCCAGCGAAAGUCCCCUCACAGGCCCAUCUUGAUUUGGUCGAAGCCGGGAUCAUCACCGAGCCUCUGUUGGGCAUUAACGCGCUGGGUCGCCUUCGACGACUGGACGUACACAGCGGAUCUGACACCACUCGUGGAAACCUGUCCCAUGGCACGAAAGCGCUUCUCGUCUUCUACGGCCUCGACACCAUCGCAAACAUAACGGUGGCCGGCCACGAGGUCGCAUGGGUCAACAACGAAUUCCAGCAGUAUGUCUAUGACGUGACCCAUCUCAUCACGGCCCCUGUGCACGGCCACACCAACCUGACCGUCGCGUUCGAGUCCGCCUGGACAUACGGUCUCAACGUCACUUCUCGCCCUGAUGUCGAGUGGGUCGACAUCGGCGGAUACUUGGAUUUCGAGUUCCCCAACGUUCGCCAUGUCAUCCGUAAGACUCAAUCUGACUUUGGAUGGGAUUGGGGCCCGGCGUUCUUACCUGUCGGCAUUUUCAAACCGGCCUACAUCGUCACUCUCGACUCUAAAUCCAGUGAUCACACUACAUCCGCAUCCCAUCCCCUCCUCGCGUCCACCAGCGGGCCUGUUUUCUUCGAAGAGACGGCGCUCGAGAUAUCGAGGCAAGGCCAGAACACCAUCACCCAAGCAGACCAGACCGCCGAUUGGCUCGUCAACGUCACCCUCGCCGUCCGUUCUGUCGUCCGCUCACAUGCCCCGACCGUCACAAUCGACAUCCCCGAGCUCAACAUCACAUCUGGAGCUCUCUCGGUGUCCUCCAUCCCCGCCGACACCAGCGCGCCGACGUUCGUCCACGCGAGCUUCAUCGUGCCAGCCGACGCCCCCGCGCUCUGGUUCCCGCAUACCCUCGGCACACCCAAGCUCUAUAACUUCACCGUCACGCUCUCCCUCGCACGCGGCGCUCGCGAGCUUCACGGUUCGCAGUGGGAGGAUAUCGACGCGCGCGGAAUCACGCCCGGGGAUCAAUGGCACUUCAACGUGAACGGCAAGGCGUUCUACACGGUCGGGACGAACAUCAUCCCGUUCGACCCGUUCUAUGCGCGGAUGACAUCCGCGCAGGUCCGUUGGGUGCUCGAGAGCGCGGUGCUCUCAGGUCAGAACAUGUUACGCGUGUGGGGCGGAGGGAUUUACCAGCCGUCGGACGAGCUCACGGGCGGGUACGACUUCUACUCAGCGUGCGACGAGCUCGGGAUCCUCGCGUGGUCGGAGCUCAUCUUCUCGGACAUGAUGUACCCGGUCAACGACUUCCUUCUCGAGGGCGUCGACGCGGAGGUGCGGCAGAACGUACGGCGGGUGAAGAAGCACCCGAGCAACGCGCAGUGGGCGGGCGGGAACGAGAUCGAGGUGAUCGAGCUCCUGUUCCUCGAGCUCAACAUCACGAACAAUAUGACGCAUUAUCUGGGCGAGUACUUGCACGACAUUGUGUUGGCCGAGGAAGUCGGUCGCAUACACGGAUUGUUCGACUACCAACGGCGUUCUGAGUCUGGAUCCUACCUAAUUCGCUACAAUAACAAGACCGAGGGUUUCAUCUAUGGCAACACCGGUACGGGGACACCGAACUGGGAUCUACAUUGCAGGCCUUCGACUAUGGACGUACCCCGUCUCCGCUUCGUCAACGAGUUCGGGUUCCAUUCCAUGCCCUCCUUCUACAGCUGGGAAGAGGUCCUCGAGAGCCCCGAAGACUUCAGCUUCAACUCCACCGUCGUCGCCUCACGCGAUCACCACCCUCCCGCCGGCGGCUUCGCGUUCCCAAACCCCAAAGCGAACCAGGGCCAAGCCCAGAUGACCAGGGCGUGGAGCUCUGGCUUCCCACCCCGGAACCACCGACCGAACCAGACCUUCGCCCAGUGGUGCUGGAGCACCCAGAUCUUCCAGUCCCUCAACAUGGUCUCCGAGAUCGCGUGGUACCGCCGCGGCGCCGGCCUCGGCGAGAACAACCUCGGCGCGCUCGUCUGGCAGCUGAACGACAUCUGGCAGGGCGUGAGCUGGUCGUCGAUCGAGUACUCCGGGCGCUGGAAGACGCUGGAGGUCAUGGUCGUGUCCGACCGGUGGGACGCGGUGUCGGGCGAGGCACAGAUGACGUGGUACGACUGGGCGGGCGAGGAGCUGAACUCGUCCACGGUGCCGUUCGAGAUCGCGCCGAACGCGUCGGAGGUGUUCAUGCUGGUGAACGUCUCUGCAGAGGUCGAUGGCAAGACGGUGACGCAGGAGCAGGUGAUCGAGGUCGUCGCACGACAGUCUUACCUUCACCCUCUCCGCGAAGGGAGGCGUCGCGCCCUUUACGUGGCUCGACCAUCCGGCCGGUACGGUUGGAUACUUCCGGGAGACGAGGACGGGAACCUGCUCAAUGGGUUCUACCUGAUCCCGGGCAUCGACCGCACAGUGCAAUUCGUCCUCAACCCGACGCUAUCCAAGAUCUCCAACCCUGAUCCUGCGACGUUUGUCGUGCGCUCGCUGUGGAACAACACUCAUCUGUAG